Molecule: messenger RNA, 1248 nt
Organism: Bacidia gigantensis
Lineage: Eukaryota; Fungi; Ascomycota; Lecanoromycetes; Lecanorales; Ramalinaceae
Exons: 4
Coding region: 1-1248 (415 amino acids)
Source: RefSeq, a predicted model, not a curated record
AUGGAUCCCCUCGUCGUACAGCUGUGCGAUGAGCUUGGGUUGACCUAUGGAAAGCAGGCGGACCCCGCUUCUACCGGAGACCUGAAAAGCCUACUAUCAGCAGUCCGAUCACAACCUGCUGCAUCGCCCAUGCAAUUGGCUAUUGACCAUCGGGAAAUGUUGUCUUCAAAGACCUCAUCACCAAAUAAUGCCGCAUCCAAGAAGGAAGAUGGUAAAUCAGAUAGGUUAUUUAGAUAUUCUGCAGGUGGAACAAGACGACUAACGCAUCUAAUUCUCAGAUUCAUGUCGUUGCAAAAGCUCGUUGCCCAUAUCUGGCUAUACAACGAGAGAGCUCAAGAUAAAUCCACCGAGACCGAGGUAAUGAAGCAACAGGACACUUACACCGAAGUAAUCAAGGAACAGAUAACUGACACCUCGGUAAACAAGCAACCGAUCGAAGACACCUCGACCCCACAGCCCUCGUCACCCAGCGCUGAUGGUCCCUUGACAAGGCUCAAGAAGCGACAUCCUACGAUCAUCGAAUGCCUUGUUACUGCCGGUUGCGGGCCAGAUCUGCCUCUUAUUUUUGAAUCUGUCGACGACAUGAGUCAACAUGUGAGGCAAAUGAACUGGCAUAAUCCUAAAAAUCAGCCCAUUGGAACGAGGUGUCUUUCUUGCUCAGGGAAGUUCCAACGCGUCGCCUAUAGUGACUCUCAAACAUAUUUCGUGAGCACCACAGAACAGCUCGAAGUCGUCAGGUUCAGGGUCCUUGGAAAGUAUGCUGGCUGGGCGUUGAUGCAGGAAGAUGGGCUCUGCAUGUACGUGAUACCUUCCGAUGGCAACGGAACAAAGGGCCGUGGAUACCACGCCUUCCUUGGUGAAGAUUUGGGGUUCACCAUGGAACCAAUUGCUGUUUCUUCAAACUCGAUCGGGCCGCUAUUCCGAUUACCUGAUGACAUUCUCGAGUAUAACAAUGCCAAAGCGCUCACUAGGCUGAAGGCAGAGAAUCCGACCGAUAAUCAUGCGCAUGAUGACCGUGGCUACGUAGACCUCACUGAUCCAGCUGACGAAGACGAUCGUGAGCAUCUCACGGGAUCAGAGCGAAAGGUUGCAAGCUCUGACAGAUAUCCUAGGCGAAAUCGCAUCGAGCUCACCAAGUUAGAUUGGACUGACGACUUGCAUUUCGCUGGACCCAGUCCAUCCAAAGCUCGCCUUUCAAAGAAAUCCCGCGAUCGAGACUAUCGAGACUAUCGUCAAAAAGUCUCAUGA